Messenger RNA from Komagataella phaffii GS115, 1518 nucleotides. Its product is annotated as Mitochondrial ATP-dependent RNA helicase of the DEAD-box family. Bases 1 to 1518 code for a protein of 505 amino acids. The record is from RefSeq and is a predicted model, not a curated record. Gene Ontology annotation, molecular function: ATP binding; nucleic acid binding. Lineage: Eukaryota; Fungi; Ascomycota; Pichiomycetes; Pichiales; Pichiaceae. The transcript has a single exon.
AUGAACAGAAAUAUCAGCCUUCGUCUGAAGAGCUGCACAAGUGUUAGAUUUGCCUCGUAUAAUGCAUCGAGCAAAUCUUUUCAGAAAAGGAAACAACUAGAAACGCCAACUGCCGAUAUUCCAUACAAGAUCGGCAGUUAUGCUAGUUUGAAACUUCCAGAAGAAGAAAAAGUAUCUGGACUGCACCGGCUGGUAGGACAGAUUGAUAGUUUUGCACAACUAAAGUUAGUCCCUCCGGUUAGAGAUGCUUUGAUCAAGCAAAUCAAGCAAAGCACGGUCUUGAGAAGUCAGAACUUCAUUUCUUCCACAAAAAAGGUAAAGACUGAGGACGAAAUGAAUGGCCUCAUCAUAAGGCCAACACCUAUCCAAGUGGAGACCAUCAAGGUAGUCAAUUCUAUCAGGCGAACUAAUAAAAACGAGCUGAAAGUAUUCACAUUGGCGGCUGAAACUGGGUCAGGUAAGACAUGGGCGUAUUUGGCUCCGCUUUUCCAUAAACUGAAAAUUGAAGAAUUGGAAAGUGGUACCCGCAUGGAAAAAUCUCAAAUCAGAUCCGUUGUCUUAGUGCCGACCCAUGAGUUGGUGUAUCAAGUAUCCGAAGUGGUGGAAUCUGUAUGCAAAGAUCUUGAUUUGAGUGCUUAUCGAUGGGAUGUAGACUCAAAUUUCAAGGAUUUUAUUGGGGCUUAUCGUAACAAGAUUGACGUACUAGUGACCACCCCAGCUAAGCUAAUGUCCCUGGAAAAGUAUGAUGAUGUUGGGUCAUUGAAAAGCCUUUUGACAGGACUUAAUUUUUGUGUUGUUGAUGAAGCAGACACGCUAAUGGAUAAAUCUUGGAUUAACGAUACACAUGCUGCCCUCAAAAACAUGAGAUCACUCAAAGACGUUCUAUUUGUGAGUGCCACUAUACCCAGUGAGUUUAAUAAAGUUACCAAGAAAUUUUUCCCAGACUCGAUCCCUAUUACCACUCCUUCUCUUCACAGACUACCCAAAGCAAUCGAGUUCAGAAACAUUAAUGCCAGUGUUCCGCCCUACAAAGGGUCCAAGAUUAAGGCAUUAGCCCAGGCACUGUAUGCCAUUCAUAGUGACGGAACUGAACUUGGGUACGAAAAAAGAGUAAUUGUUUUCUGCAAUGAAAAGAAAGAAUGCAUGAAAAUUUCCCAUCGUCUAGAAACUGAGUUUGGGCAUGAUGUGUCUUGUAUCUCGUCUGAGGACGCUGUGGAUGUUCGUCGGAGUAAAAUCUUACCAUUCCUGCGACAUCCUCAAUUGUUGGAAGAGGGUCAAAAGCAGACAAUGAAGGUUUUGGUAUGCACCGAUCUUCUUGCUAGAGGACUGAAUUUUAGCGGAAUCAGAAACGUGAUCCUGUACGAUGUUCCCAAGACAUCUGUAGACCUCGUCCAUAGGGCAGGAAGAACUGGAAGGAUGAAUCAAGGAGGAAGAGUUUUUAUGAUAGUGACUAACAAGGACAACUCGCAUGUGAAAGGCCUUCCGACCGUCGUCAGAUAUAAGAGAAGAUUGGCGUGA